Molecule: messenger RNA, 1563 nt
Organism: Heteronotia binoei (common prickly gecko)
Lineage: Eukaryota; Metazoa; Chordata; Lepidosauria; Squamata; Gekkonidae
Product: D-serine dehydratase-like
Exons: 7
Coding region: 1-1116 (371 amino acids)
Biological process (GO): D-serine catabolic process
Molecular function (GO): D-serine ammonia-lyase activity
Source: RefSeq, a predicted model, not a curated record
AUGCACACAGGACGGCGUGUAGAAGAUCUUCCGACUCCGGUGUUCACCGUGGACUUGGAUGUGGUGAAGAAGAACACGCAGGAGAUGACAGAGUGCUUUCAGGCCCUGGGGGUGAACCUGAGGCCUCACAUGAAAACCCACAAGACCCUGGAAGGUGGAGACCUCAUGACAGGAGGCAAGCGACGAAGGAUCGUUGUCUCCACCCUGGCCGAGGCUCGCUUCUUUGCCGACGGUGGGUUUGAUGACAUCCUCUACGCCUACCCGCUGCCCUUUGACAAGGUGGAAGAGUGCGCGGCCUUGACAGAGCGCCUGGAGAGCUUCCACGUGCUAGUGGACAACCCCGGAGCCCUGGCCUUGCUGAAGAGGCAGCCUUUGAUCCAGGGGAAGCGUUGGAAAGUGUGGCUGAAGAUCGACUGCGAGAAUGGACGAGCCGGCUUAAGGCACACCGACCCAGCUGCCCUUGAACUGGCCCGGGCGAUUGCAGCAGGACCUACGGAGUUAGCGGGGGUCUACGCUCAUUGCGGGAACUCUUACCAUUGCCAAGGAGUGCCUGAAAUCCAGUCCGUGGCCCGAGCCACCACCAAGUGGGUCCUGCAGUUCAUGGAGAAGCUGCGGGAAGAAGGGGUGCCCUGCCCAGUGGCCAGCAUCGGUUCCACUCCAUCCUGUAGCCACCCCGUGACCGAGAUGGCCGAACUUCAGGAAGUCCACCCCGGGAAUUACAUCUUUUACGACGUCCAGCAGAUGAUGAUCGGCUCUUGCCAGCUGAAGGACAUCGCGGUCCGGGUGCUGACCCGAGUAAUCGGCCAUUACCCGCAUCGGAACCAGCUGCUGGUCGACUGCGGAUGGACCGGGCUCAGCCUCCACAGUCUGGGCCAGCUAACCACCGGCUACGCCCUUGUGGAGGGCCACCCCAACCUCAAGCUGGUGGGGAUGACACAGGAGCAUGGAAGGAUUGAGCCGGUCACCGGGAAGCUGGAUUGGGCCCAGUUCCCCUUGGGAAGCCUCCUGGCUUUGAUCCCUUACCACGCCUGUGCCACAGCGGCUAUGCACCCCACUUACUACGUCCACGUCAAAGGCCAGGUGGUGGCCACGUGGACGCCGGUCCGAGGAUGGUAGGAAGGCUUGAAGGAGAGCGCUUUUGACUGGGCCACAAGGAGGCGGUUUCCGAAGAAAGGUGGACGUGGCCUCCAGGCGCAGCCUUGUCGGGGGGCUGGUGGCCAGGCUGAUGGGAACCAGCAAAAAUUCUAUUAGCGUCAAAUCUUUGAUUCGUAAGAAUGGCGAGGUUGUCCCUUGCUUUUGCAUCCGGGCGGUCUAGGAACCCAUCCUGUGCUGCUCUAGCACACCGCCUCCGAACAGGAAGUAGAUUAAUGUUCUCGGAUACAAAGUUAAUAACAUGAUGAUUCAAAAGACGUCUUAAUGAAUGGGCCCUGGGUAGCCCAGCAAGCCCAGUCUCAUCACAUCCCAGAAGCUAUGCAGGGCCGACCCUGGAAAGUACUUGGAAAGAUGUUCCCCAAGGAAUACCAGGUCUGGGAUGCAGAGGCAGGCAAUAAUAAUAAUAAGAAG